Molecule: messenger RNA, 6316 nt
Organism: Sardina pilchardus (European sardine)
Lineage: Eukaryota; Metazoa; Chordata; Actinopteri; Clupeiformes; Clupeidae
Gene: ppp1r9ba
Product: protein phosphatase 1, regulatory subunit 9Ba
Exons: 11
Coding region: 205-2772 (855 amino acids)
Biological process (GO): neuron projection development; calcium-mediated signaling; actin filament organization
Cellular component (GO): cytoplasm; postsynaptic density; actin cytoskeleton
Molecular function (GO): actin filament binding
Source: RefSeq, a predicted model, not a curated record
CGGGAGAGGGCAGGCGUCAGUAGCCCAGUGUGCGAUCGCGGGGGGAAUCGAGAGGGCGAGAACGGGUUGUGGACACAAUGGAUUCCCAAACUGACGGACUGUAGGUAGCGGCAGGACGAGCCUUUGAUGAAUGCAGGAAAAAAGACGGAGAAGCAAGGGGGGGCUAUGACGUUUCAGUUCAGCCACAGCAACGCGUGAUCAACCAUGAUGAAGACAGAACCCCCCUCUGCGGCUAGUGCCACCGCCCCCACCUCUCUCCGGAGUGCCUCCCCGCACAGGAACGCCUACGAGGCGGGCAUGCAGGCGCUCAAGCAGGCCACGGACACCCUCAACAGUGCGGCCAACGGCGAGGAUGCCAAGGACGGCAAGGCGCGGCCCAUGGGUCGAGGCCGUCGCUAUGGCGCCAACGUGCACCGCAUCAAGAACAUGUUCAUGCAGAUGAACUCCCCGGGCGACGAGGAGGACCCGUCCAAAGUCAGCGACCAGGUGCGCCUGUCCAUCCCGCGAGCCAGCAGCCUGACUGACAACAUGGACCAGGGCGCCCUGGGGCCGAUGAAGGCGGGCACCAAUAUCUCGGAGCGGGCUAGCCGCUUGGAUGCCAAGGUGGACGGGGGCAUCCCCCGCGGAGCGCCCGCCGGCUACUCCAAGCUGCAGGAGAUGAAGAAGAUCUUCGAGCAGCGCCAGCUGCAGGAGAAGCAGGUGGCCACCAACCGGAUCCUGCUGAAGAAAGAGCGCGCCUCUGGCUUUCAGGACGGGCGCCUGGACGUCGUGGUCCGCUUCAACGGCAGCACCGAAUCCCUGGACAGCCUGGAGCCGCCGCCUCAGCCUCCGCCGCUACCGGCAGCCGGCGGGGGUCCGACCGAGGCCGUGUCGCCGACGGUCAGCCAGCUGAGCGCCGUGUUCGAGAAAGCGGAGAUACGCAACAACGUCCACCGGUCCUCCUCCUCGUCCGCCUCCCCGCUGUCCUCGCGAGGGGUCAGCCCCAUCCCGACCAAGCCGGCGCCCCCUCCGCCUCCCAGCUCCAAAACCACAGCCAAGAAGGUGCGGAUAUUGCCCCCGCAGGACGGCCAUCAGCAGGAGGACGGGGGAGCUCCAGACGAGGAGCACGAAGCCGCAUCGGGGAGCCCCAGAAACAAAGCCCGAGUCCCGGCAGAGAGGACCGGCUCGCAGGGUCCCCCGCUUGGAGACAAGGCUCAGGCGGCACACAGCCGUGCCGCGACAGAGCCGCACCAAGACGGCCAGGACCGACCCGGGCAGGAGGCGGGCGCCCGAGGAGCGGAGCAGCUCGAAAGGCUGGGAGAGCAGGGAGACGCGGGCACCCCAGAGGCGGCGAGCAGACUGGUCCAGGCUGAGGUCCACGCCUCCUUGGAGAACGGCGAGGCCCCCGGGGGCCCGCAGGUGAGGGUCACGGAGGACGGCGUGGAGAGGCCGGCGAUGGGACUCAUGGGCGAGGAGGACGAGAUCGAGGAGGAGUCCCGGAAGGAGGAUUACUCGGAGGGCGACCUGGUGGACAUCAGUGCCUACAGUGGCGUCGGUGACGACUCGGGAGGCAGCCAGCUGGACGAGGAUGAGGAGGUGGACGACGACGAGCCCUACGAGCCCGAGUCCAGCUGCUCUGAGAUGGUUGGCCUCCCUGCUGAGGAGGAACCGCCGUCUAACCGCAAGAUUCGCUUCAGCGUUGACCCAAUCAAGGUGUUUACCACAUAUUCCAACGAGGACUACGACAGGCGUAACGAUGACGUGGACCCCAUGGCGGCGUCGGCGGAGUACGAGUUGGAGAAACGCGUGGAGAGGCUGGACCUGUUCCCAGUGGAGCUGGAGAAAGAUGGCGACGGCCUGGGCAUCAGUAUCAUUGGCAUGGGUGCGGGCGCUGACAUGGGCUUGGAGAAGCUGGGCAUCUUCGUCAAGACCGUCACAGACGGCGGCGCAGCUCACCGAGACGGCAGGAUCAUGGUGAAUGACCUCAUAGUGGAGGUGGACGGCACCAGCCUGGUAGGCGUCACCCAGAGCUUCGCUGCCUCAGUCCUGAGGAACACCAGUGGCAGUGUCAAGUUCAUCAUUGGCCGCGAGAAGCCGGGCGAGCAGAGCGAGGUGGCCCAGCUGAUCCAGCAGACCCUGGAGCAGGAGCGCUGGCAGCGGGAGAUGAUGGAGCAGCGCUACAACCAGUACAUGGAGCACGACGAGGAGACGGGAGAGUACGGCACUGAUGAAGAUGAGGAGAUGAGCCCCAUGUUCCCCAACGCCAUCGAGGUGUUUGACCUCGCCGAGAAUGAAGACAUGCUGUCGCCCGUGGAGAUGGACCCCGAGAAACUCGUCCACAAGUUUAAGGAGCUCCAGAUUAAGCAUGCUGUCACCCAAGCGGAGAUUCAGCAGCUGAAGCGGAAGCUGGCCCAUGCGGAGCAGGAGAAGCUGCGCUGGCGGAUGGAGCGCGCUCAGCUGGAGCAGAGCGUGCGCGAGAGCAAGGAGCGCAUGGAGAAGCUGGAGGGCUACUGGAUGGAGGCCCAGUCCCUGUGCCAGGCCGUGGACGAGCACCUCAAAGAGACGCAGGCCCAGUACCAGGCCCUGGAGCGCAAGUACAGCAAGGCCAAGAGACUCAUCAAAGAAUACCAGCAGAAGGAAAUUGAGUACCUGAAGAAGGAGACCGCCCAGCGAAGAGCUCAGGAAGAGACAGAGGCUACUCACAAGGUCGAGACAGAUAAUCUCCAAGACAAGGUAAAAAUCUCAGACCUGGAGACCAAAGUGGAUGCUCUGAAGACCUCCGACCCGUCCUAAACCUCUAAGCCCGAGGAAGAGAGGGAGCCUGGCCCGUGAUCCCAGCUCAUCCUUUUCCUCCAGCUAGCUUUCCCCCCAGCAGCCACAGAGAAAACGAACGAACAAACAAACGAACGGCUGGAAAACCCCCCCCGAGAAACGAACGACAGGAAGAAGACUGGGAAAUGGGAUGCUACUGAGGAAAGGGGAAUUCAAAACACACACACACACACACACACACACACACACACACACACAGCUUAAAAAAACAGACAAAACCAAACUCUCUUUCGAUGUCUUGUUGUUCCCAUGGUGUUUGUCAGUGUGUCCAUAGAAGGCACGUGACAACUCUUCGGUCUCACGUGUAACAACCACCAAACCACCCCUGAAAUAACGUCAGUGGUUUUCGAUUCAUCAGUUUUAGGCUUAUCUUUCAUCACUUACUGCCCGAGCCUGUCACGUCAUGGGACAAACCACACACAGCAGCAUCAAAGAGCAGACAUUCUACAGCUACAGUGUAAUAACGCCGAAUUUCUCAAUGCACGACAAGGAAAACCCCAAAAUGGCCGCCCCCCUCUUGACCUGUCAAUCAGUUGGAGGAAUUGGAUGGAGAGCGAGAGAGAGAGCGAGAAAGAGAGAUAGUUCCGUUUGUACAGAAGGAAAUCCCUGUAAGAGGACAAGACUGAGCUUGUAUAUAUUCUUUACAUAUAUUUAAAACAAAAUGUUUGUUUGUUUUUUUUAAACGCUUCAAGCAGUGUGCGGAGGAUGGUGUGGGUGAGUGGGCGGGAAGAGGUGUUACUGAAGCCAUUGCUGUAUGGCCACACCGUUCUCUUAGCGAAAAAAAAGUAUGGUGUGUUAGAUAAGAGGUGCAAAACCGAGUCGUGAGGACCGGAAGACGAAUGGUUGUGUAUUUCCUUCUCUUAGCGAAAAAGGGGCAAACAGGGUUUGAAUAUGUGGAAGCGUAACAUAUUAACAUGAGGUUAUGGGGUUGCUUUACCUCUCUCUCAGUUUAACGUAGAUGAAUAAAGGGUCAGUAUUACCAUGAUGAUGAUGAUAAUGUGCUUGACUCUGUGUGAAUGAGGGAUGUAAAGUCAUCCCCCUAAACAGUCUGUGGUGGUCAUCAGUGGAGUCGCGUAUCAAAACGUAUUGGCGGGAGAAGGAAAGAAAAGAAACUAGACUAUGCUUCCCAUGAGCUCUAGGGUGAAGUUGUGCAGAAGGGUGAAAGAGAAGGUGGAUCCUCCGUGUGGGUUCCACACAGUACUAUUCUGAACCUCAGAAACCAGCCAGCUGCCUUCUUCCCUUCACUGUCGCUCAUCUCAUUGGCUUGGCAUUAAAUUCUUUGUAUUUUAGCAUCGAAUAGAGUACCGCUCACAUUGCCUCCCUCUCAUGCUCCUUUGAUGCUUUGACUUUCAUGGCUCAACCUCAAAAUGGCCUCACUUUUACAGCAUGCUGGCCUCCUUUUUUAAGAAAAAAACCAUUUCACCGCAAAACAAACCAUUUCACCUCAGCAUCAUCGGUAAUGCUAAUAGAACUCAUUUCACUUUUUAGACUGUGAAAUAAAAGUCUCUUUUUCGAGUUACUCUGACUUUCAUAGGCCUCUAUAGUAACUGUUCCAGCUGUGACGAAUUCACCAGUCCAUGAUCCUAGCCUACCAGGCCAACACUCAGUCUCUGGCUGGGGCGAAGGCCCUCACUAGGCACUGAGUGGUCUCUGUUGGAUGGUUGGCAUUUCCCAUGGUCCCCUCUGCAGUCUUCCCCCCAUCUCCCCUCCGUGGUCCUUCUGCUUAGGGCGUUUGCUGUUAAACUCCCAGUGCUUAAGCUUUAGCUUCUGUUGGUAGGUGUUAGAUUAAGCAGUUUUGUGAGGACAUACAGUAUGUAACAGGCAAACAUACACAUACAUACACACACAUACACACACACACACAAAUGGUCACUCAUGAAGAGUCUUAUUUUGAAAAGAUGGAAUGAUAUGGUUCCUGAAGGUUUUUUUUUAUUUGGUUGUCUUUGUUGUGUCUGUGUUUUUUUUUUUUUACGUGGAGGACUCUGAUGUUAGGGCAAUGGAGAUUGGGCCUUAUCUAUUUGAAUUUGUUUCACUUCUUUUUGUCUCAUUGGAACAUAAUUUAAGGUUUAUAUUGCUCAGAAGUGUGCAAAUGGAAGUGGGAUCAUACUUACAGGAACAGUUACAUUCGUACCCCUCUGUUGCUCAAACAGAACAGUGUUACCAGAGCCAGCGCAGUUAAGUAUUUCUAGUUUGGUCCACCUCUGGUGCAAAAGCAGUUUAAUAAGGAAAGUAUUAUUCUCUCGGUUUGAUUGAUUUCAGUCAAAGAUGUUGAAAACUCUUGCAUCUUUGGACCACAUAAGGUAUUAUGUACAGACAGCCCACAACGUUAUUGUAAUGGUUUCUCAAAGUUACCUGUUUUCUUAUUAUAAGAAAAUGACUUGGGGUAAACAAUAAGCAUGGUAUCGCUGUCGGCUGUUUUUCUUUUUUUUUAUUAUUAGUUGAUUCCUUUUUAUUGUAAACCAGACCUACUGGAAUUAAGCAUGGAAUGACCAUUACAUCAUUAAACAUCAGAUUCUUCAGCUAGAAUCCUAUUUUCCAAACAGUCAGCCUCAUACUCCAAAGCUAAUCUCUACACCAUUGCAGUUGUAGUCUUUUCACUGAGGCCAGUGCAGUAUAUGUGACAUUCUAAAGAGAUUAACUAGCUGCAAUGAACCAGAUGAAUUGUAUCAGUACUUAUGGUGUUGGUGGAGAGAACAUGUCUGAUUCCAUUUGAUGACACCCUUCCAAGAGGGAGCUUGUAGUUUUAUUAGGGUUACUUGUUUUUGUUUUUUUUUUUAACUCGGCACCUUGUUAAGAGGGCUCAGCAAGAUCACUGAAAAAAGUCAGGAACAGAACAUAGGACUACCAGACAGGUAAUAUGCUGUAACAAACAUUCCAUGAACAACAGAUGCCAUUCCUUGCUUCAUGUUGCUACCGCAUCCUUUAAAGUCCACUUGCGACACUGACUACGAAUGGACAAACUCGACGGUGAACUCACUUGGCUUGAGCUGCUGUACACCAACGUGCAGAGCAGUUGACCUGGGAACUGUGCAGACAUCUCAAACAUCACUAGCAGCAACAGGACUCUUGUCUGAGCUGUCCUCCUGAGAAGACGGCAACGAAAUGGCAUCAGGAAAUUGUUUGAUUGAAACUAGCAAUGCCAGUCCAGGAUUUUCUUCUUUUUUUUUUAACAGCACACUCAGUGAUGUUUUUGUUUUGUUUUGUUUUAUUUUGUUUAAAUGCUCUUGUUUUGGACCUUUGGAUCAAGUUAAAUCUUUGUGUACCUAAAGAGCAGCUGACUGAUGGGUCAUGUUCCAGUCCCACUGCAUAGCAGCAGUCAACUGCUCUCUAGAACGUAUGGAUUAGCAGGGCAUAACAAUCUCCUGGGGAUGAAAAGAAAACAUGAAACUCACAGCCAUUCCUUGUUUUGUAUUUAAUGUUUUUUUUACCCCUGCUUUGUAAUUUGCUGUCAUGAUUCAUGAACAAUAAUGAUAACAAUAAUAAACAAUAAACUUCAUCUUGCUCA